Messenger RNA from Knipowitschia caucasica, 1182 nucleotides. The record is from the annotation of a GenBank genome assembly. Lineage: Eukaryota; Metazoa; Chordata; Actinopteri; Gobiiformes; Gobiidae.
AUGAGAGGAGGAAGCGGCAUUAUGAGGCCUCCGAGGCUACGGGGGGACGGGGUUGAGGGCUGGGGCCGUGAUGAUGUCGGAUUUUCAGCGGAGGUCCAAUUCCUUCUGGACUUCUCUCUGGAGGUUUUGAUACAGGCAGGCUAUGCUCCGUCCCAGCUGUGCCCUGCAGAGGUGGACUCUCUGGGGGACACAUCUGGAGCAGUGGACCGAGGAAGCCUCCGGGAGACACGUCCUCGGCCCCUGGUCUGUGUAGGAUCUGAGUUGAACCCUGCAGCAGCGUCUGCACAUGGCCCGAGCCGCAGCUUCCUCUCUCCAGAAGUCAGAGCUCUUCAGUCAGAGCUCUUCAGUCAGAGCUCUUCAGUCAGAGCUCUUCAGUCAGAGCUCUUCAGUCAGGGCUCUUCAGUCAGGGCUCUUCAGUCAGGGCUCUUCAGUCAGGGCUCUUCAGUCAGAGCUCUUCAGUCAGGGCUCUUCAGUCAGGGCUCUUCAGUCAGGGCUCUUCAGUCAGGGCUCUUCAGUCAGGGCUCUUCAGUCAGAGCUCUUCAGUCAGGGCUCUUCAGUCAGGGCUCUUCAGUCAGGGCUCUUCAGUCAGGGCUCUUCAGUCAGGGCUCUUCAGUCAGGGCUCUUCAGUCAGGGCUCUUCAGUCAGGGCUCUUCAGUCAGUCAGGGCUCUUCAGUCAGUCAGCUCUUCAGUCAGAGCUCUUCAGUCAGAGUCGAGCUCUUCAGUCAGGGCUCUUCAGUCAGGGCUCUUCAGUCAGAGCUCUUCAGUCAGGGCUCUUCAGUCAGGGCUCUUCAGUCAGGGCUCUUCAGUCAGGGCUCUUCAGUCAGGGCUCUUCAGUCAGGGCUCUUCAGUCAGGGCUCUUCAGUCAGAGCUCUUCAGUCAGAGCUCUUCAGUCAGAGCUCUUCAGUCAGAGCUCUUCAGUCAGGGCUCUUCAGUCAGGGCUCUUCAGUCAGAGCUCUUCAGUCAGGGCUCUUCAGUCAGGGCUCUUCAGUCAGAGCUCUUCAGUCAGAGCUCUUCAGUCAGGGCUCUUCAGUCAGGGCUCUUCAGUCAGGGCUCUUCAGUCAGGGCUCUUCAGUCAGGGCUCUUCAGUCAGGGCUCUUCAGUCAGGGCUCUUCAGUCAGGGCUCUUCAGUCAGGGCUCUUCAGUCAGGGCUCUUCAGUCAGGGCUCUUCAGUCAGAGCUCUGA